Eurytemora carolleeae is the source of this 2387-nucleotide messenger RNA. RefSeq names its product beta-galactosidase-1-like protein 2. Bases 16 to 2124 code for a protein of 702 amino acids. Gene Ontology annotation, molecular function: beta-galactosidase activity. The record is from RefSeq and is a predicted model, not a curated record. Gene Ontology annotation, biological process: carbohydrate metabolic process. Gene Ontology annotation, cellular component: vacuole. Lineage: Eukaryota; Metazoa; Arthropoda; Copepoda; Calanoida; Temoridae. The transcript has 22 exons.
UCCCUUCAUCAAAACAUGAUAGGUAGAUCGCAGGCGCGCAAGAAUAGUUUACGGUGUAGCUUGAAGUUACAUCACUUAACCAUGCAAAGGUUUAUUUUCCUUCUGGCGAUCACCAGCUGUCGAGGGCUGUCAGUUUAUGAUUAUUUUAGUUCAGGCGGAAUAACAGAGGGGUUAUCUGCUAACGGUCCUGAAUUUAAGCUUAAUGGAAAGGAGAUCAAGAUUUUGUCAGGAAGUCUUCAUUAUUUCAGGGUGCAUCCUACCAACUGGAGAACGCGAAUGAGACAGUACAAGUCGGCCGGAUUGAACACACUUGAUGUAUACGUUCCAUGGAACCUUCAUGAACCAAGAAAAGAUGUGUUUGACUUUGGAAACCUGGAAACUAGUCAAUUUUCUCCUUUUCUAAAUAUUUCAAGAUUUCUUGAGAUGGCUAUGGAGGAGGAUAUGUUUGUCAUUUUCAGGCCUGGACCUUAUAUUUGUGGAGAAUGGGAGUUUGGUGGCAUGCCUAGUUGGUUACUUCACCAACAUCCUAUGUUUUUCAGAUCAUCGUUUGUUCCUUAUGAAGAGAGAGCUGAGCUGUUUCUUUUAACUUUGUUAGAUCAAGUUAGAGAUUAUCAAUUUUUUACCAAGGAAGGAAGUCUGGGAGGUCCUAUAAUAAUGACCCAGAUUGAAAAUGAAUAUGGGAAUUAUGGGUACACAGAUUAUGUAAGGGACAAGGAGCAUUUACGUUUCCUUAAAUCUGUUCUCAUUGCUGGAGGUAUUGAGUCUCUGCUAUUCACAUCUGACACCCCAACCUUAACCGGAGACUGGGGAAACAUUGAUUAUGAAUUGAUGACAGCAAACUUCAAGUGGGGCUCGGAGGAAGAACUGGCUAGGAUUAAGGAGCUUCGUCCAGAUGCCCCUAUUCUUGUUUCUGAGUUUUGGCCUGGCUGGUUUGAUCAUUGGUUUGAAGAAACCCACAACACAUUGUCUGAACAAGAUUUCAGGACAAUACUAGGGAACAUAUUUAACGCCAAUGGAAGCGUAAACUUCUACAUGAUGCAUGGAGGAACUAAUUUCGGAUUUAUGAACGGAGCAAAUAUUCUUGGGUUCGGAGGUUUGGAGGUGCCUCCGGUUUAUGUUCCAGAUGUAACAAGUUAUGAUUAUGAUGCACCAAUUGGAGAAAGUGGAAGAUAUACAGACAAGUUUUAUGCCACGAAAGAGAUGAUUGCUGCAUAUGAUCCUCUCUAUGAUACUCUUGAUCAUCCUGAACCUCCUGUAAUAAAUGAUCCGGUCGAGUAUACAACCGUUGAUCUAACUGAGAUCAUGUCCUUUACUGAUAUAGUAAAUAGUAUUGAUCCCAGCCUAAUAUCCAGCUUCACUAAACCUAGAUCAAUGGAGGAACUUGAAAUAAAUGAUGGAAAUGGUCAAAGCUAUGGAUAUAUUAUAUACAGAAAAUCCUUGAAGCUACAAUCUGGAAGUAAACUAACCAUUAGAGGACAUAUCAGAGAUCUGGCUCAGGUUAUGUUAGACGGUAAUAUGGUUUCCGAACCCAUCCUAAACUCUGGAAAUCUUCUAACUACAUUUGGUAGCUGGGCAAUACGGGACAGUCAAUUUAUCUUCCCCGAAGGUAUAUCUUGUGAUCCCUGUACAUUGGAGCUUAUGGUUGAAAAUCUGGGCCGAGCUAAUUUUGGAACCCCGCAUGUAUUCAUGAAUCAGAAAAAGGGAAUCUGGGAGGGGGAUAUAAUUAUUGACGGAGAAGUAGUUAAUGAUUGGGAACAUAUUCCUGUAGAGUUAACUGGAAAUAUGAUCAAAUCAUUUUCAGCAUGGACACCACUUUCCAGAAAAGAUAAGCUUGAGUUGGGACCUAAACUACUAAGAGGAACCCUGAAUGUUUCUGAUGAGCCGAGAGAUACAUAUUUCGACUACAACUGUACCGAGUGUUUGGAAUGGAAGCACGGAGCUGUGUUUAUUAAUGGGUUCAAUGUUGGAAGAUAUCAUCAGGCUGGUCCCCAGAAGACUCUUUAUAUUCCUGGAGCUCUACUAAAGGUUGGAGAAAAUGAGGUUGUGAUAUUUGAAAACUAUCUUGGAUCCAAUAUAUUCAAAACCACAGAUAUGUACAAUUAUGGAAAUCCUACUGACAAUUAAAACUAAAACGCAUUGCUGUAUUAAAGUUUUUGUGGUGCAACAUUUUUCAUUAAAUCCCGAAGAAAUUUUUUUUCUGAUGAUUAAAACUCCUAUUUUAAGCAGUGAAUUAAAAUCUAAAUGUUAGAACAUUUCGUUUCUAAAAAAACUUUGUUUUGUUCGUUGAAGCAAACCCAUGUUCAGCUCUUUAGGAUUGUCAUUUACCACUUUGAUAAACCGGAUAAUUUUAAUUAUUUAUUUUUACGUUGAACAAUUUUUUAUUAAAA